This is a messenger RNA of Drosophila persimilis, 3231 nucleotides long. It is a transcript of the gene lectin-46Cb, whose product is annotated as skin secretory protein xP2. The coding region runs from base 1391 to 3166 and encodes 591 amino acids. The record is from RefSeq and is a predicted model, not a curated record. NCBI's taxonomy places the organism in Eukaryota, Metazoa, Arthropoda, Insecta, Diptera, Drosophilidae. The transcript is spliced from 2 exons.
AUUUUUCAGUGCUGGGUUCGGGGGUUACAUUUAAAUUCAAAUUCAACAUCAAAUCUAUAUAAAAAUGGCAAAGCUGUUGGAAAUUUAAAACGCAAUAUAAUCUAUAUUUUCUGACUGGUUGAAAAGAAUGUGGUAUUCGCUGCACACUCAUUUGCGUAAUUCUCCGGCAUUUACGAUACAUUUUGUUGUUGUGUUUUGGUUGGAUACUGUGGCAGUAUGUGGUCAAUAUAUAUAUAUAAAAAACCGGCUAGAACGGCAGCAACGAAAAGCAUAGCCCAGGGGCAAUGCCAUGAGCCACGGUAACAGACUCUCACAGCCUCACAGAAAUGUGGUUGCCCGCAGAUAAUGCGCAGAACAGAACCUAUAUACAAGUAGUAGUGGAAAACCUGUAGUUGGCUUCGCACACACUCAAGCUCAACCCAUACAUUCAUAUACAGAUGAGCGUGAAUAUCUAUGAGUAACGUAACUGCGAUUUGAGGUCUGUGGAAUCACGUUCCACACCAGUUCUGGAUGCCUAAAAAAGAGUAGUCCAAGCUCCAAGCAUAUGAAUCGAUGAAGCUCUCUGCUGUUGCCGUUGUUGCUGCUGUUGAUGAUGUCAUGUGGGAUACAAACACAACUCGAGAUACAGAUACAUACGUUGGAUAAGUUUUCAGACACAAACAAUAGCGGCGGGCGCGUGGCAAGCGGAAUCCGCACGCCCAAUCAAUUGCUGGGCUCCAAGGCGUCAUAUUAUCCACAUUGUCGAAGGUCAUCUACGUCAGGCAGGGCCACAGCUGGCAACAGACCAAACGAAGUGUGUCCUAGACUCCGGAUUCCCAGGGACAAUUGUCGGCUGAUGUCAUGGCCACGAAAAGGUACGAGUAAAUCAAUAAAACAGCACUGCCAACGAAGGGCAACUAAACUCUUUUGGAUGAGUAAUGCGAGCAGGACUCGGCGAGGACGACUCGCAAUUAUUUGAGUUUAUAAGGUCAGGCAAUCUCACGGCACUUGUACUCAACGCUGGAUGAUUUUAUAUUACGGGUAUUCAUACGAACAAUUUCCAUUAGUUUGACCAACACUUCAAGUUGGCUUGUUGUCUCGAGUGUAGCUGAACGAAUGCUCAAUUGAAUUGAAUGACCCUAAACCUGACCCACAAACGAGACAGCAAAUUAGCCCACGACAUUGCCCCAUGGAAUGCUAUGGAAUGUACGCAAUCUUGACUGGCCAUGGGUGGUAAUCGAGUUACCCUGGCCAUUAGGGAUGCCUGGGCAAGUGCAGCAGGCAGAUAAGACUGGCAAUUGAUUGGCUGCAUAACGAAUGCAUUCUGGGGCACCUCCACGCUAGGGGAGGAUAUAAGUACAGGAGGGCGGCCAGCGGCCAGAGCACAGUGACCACGGCAUCGAGGAAGGUCAUGAAGCAUCUACUGACUGCACUCGUGGUGGUGCUGAGUGCCGCCCUUCCCGGGGAGCAGAUCCUGGGCUCGGCCAAGGGCUGCAGCCGGCGCUAUCUGAGGCGGAUCAACGGCAAGUGCUACUAUUUUUCCGUGAAGAAGAUGAACUGGCAUGGUGCACUGAACAAUUGCCUGCGCAAGGGCCUGGUUUUGGCCGAUCUGAGUAACCCAAGAGAUUUCUACGGAGCCGUCGACUUUCUCAGCUCCAAGGGCAACACGGAGGACUUCUGGUUCGGGGGAAACGACCUCCAGCAUGAGGGCCGCUUCCAAUACAUCAGCAACGGGCGCCUGGUGCGCUACUUUGGCAACUACAGCAUUGUGGAGCCAGCGGAGCACUCGGAAUGCGAUGAUUGCCUGGAGGUGCGUAUCCGCUCUAACAUAACAGUGGUGGCGGACGAUAACUGUUUGGAGCGGCAGUACUUCAUCUGUUCGGAGCGCUACUGCAGCGCCGAUAGUGAGGAAGGCGCUGCCGGCAAGCCAAACCAUCACAGCCACGAGCAUCUGCAUCACUUCCAUCACGACAUUGGCGAGAGCGCCGGCGAAGAGGAGGAGGGUUUCAACGAAGCCCCGCCCAUUGGCAGCGGCUCUGGGGAGAAUGACGCCAGCAAUUCGGAGGGUGCUGUAGAGUUUCCAGACCUGCCCGAUGACGCCACUGCUGGCUCCACUACACCGUUAAGCGAUAUCCUUCCAGAAGGAUUGGGAGGCGAAGCUGAACCCGUCGAAGCCCCCCCUGCAACUGGAGAAGAAGUUCCGGCAGGGGAUACCGGACACGGCGAAGAAGGAGGUACUACGGAAGAAGGAGCCAUAGAAGAAUAUACGCUGGAAGCCGGAGAGGAAGGUGGAGAAGCCGCUGCGGGAGCAGGUGGAGAAGCUGCUGAGGGAGAAGACACUCUAGCCGGAGAGGGAGGAGAAGCUCCUGACACUGAAGGAGAAGCUGCUCCGGCGGUCGAGAGAGAAGUUGCACCAGCGGCCGAAGGAGAAGCAGCUCCAGCGGCCGAAGGAGAAGCAGCUCCAGCGGCCGAAGGAGGAGCAGCUCCAGCGGCCGAAGGAGAAGCAGCGCCAGCGGCCGAAGGAGAAGCAGCUCCAGCGGCCGAAGGAGAAGCAGCUCCAGCAGUCGAAGGAGCAGCUACGCCAGCAGCCGAAGGAGAAGCAGCUCCAGCGUCCGAAGGAGAAGCAGCUCCCGCGGCCGAAGGAGAAGCAGCGCCAGCGGCCGAAGGAGAAGCUACGCCAGCAGCCGAAGGAGAAGCAGCUACAGCGUCCGAAGGAGAAGCUGCACCAGCAGCCGAAGGAGAAGCAGCUCCAGCGGCCGAAGGAGAAGCUACGCCAGCCGCCGAAGGAGAAGCUGCUCCAGCUGCCGAAGGAGAAGGUGCACCAGCGGCCGAAGGAGAAGCAGCUCCAGCGGCCGAAGGAGGAGCAGCUCCAGCGGCCGAAGGAGAAGCUACGCCAGCGGCCGAAGGAGAAGCAGCUCCAGCGGUCGAAGGAGAUGCAGCUGCAGCGGCCGAAGGAGAAGCAGCUGCAGCGGCCGAAGGAGAAGCAACUCCAGCGGCCGCAGAAGGAGCAGCUCCAGCGGCCGAAGGAGAAGCAGCUCCAGCGGCCGAAGGAGAAGCUGCUCCAGCUGCCGAAGGAGAAGCUGCGCCAGCGGCCGAAGGAGAAGCCCCAGCUGCACGAGUACCGCCAGCUGCACGAGUACCCCCAGCAGCACGAGCACCCCUAGCAGCGAUGCACCACAUAAUCUAAUACAAAUUCAGUUAUGACCUAUUAAAUCAUUUUAAAAUAAAAUAAAAAAACCUUGAGCCAAAGUA